This is a messenger RNA of Cyclopterus lumpus (lumpfish), 4199 nucleotides long. RefSeq names its product selenoprotein I (gene selenoi). Gene Ontology annotation, molecular function: ethanolaminephosphotransferase activity. Gene Ontology annotation, cellular component: Golgi apparatus; endoplasmic reticulum membrane. Gene Ontology annotation, biological process: phosphatidylethanolamine biosynthetic process. NCBI's taxonomy places the organism in Eukaryota, Metazoa, Chordata, Actinopteri, Perciformes, Cyclopteridae. The transcript is spliced from 10 exons. The record is from RefSeq and is a predicted model, not a curated record.
UGCUCCGAAGGAGUGGCUCAAAUGUUUCGACAUCACCUCACCCGGUGUGAACGACAGCGACAGAGCUAGAUGGUACUUCGAGUCAGCAGCUAACGUGGGGAUUAGCUUUUCCAAAGGAACAUACAUCCAUUUAUGUCCGUUUGGAGCCAGCCUGUACAACAAUGGCUCUUUACGAAUAUGUCACUCAGGACCAGCUUGCGGGCUUCGACAAAUACAAGUACAGCGCAGUGGACUCCAAUCCCCUGUCCGUCUACGUCAUGCACCCUUUCUGGAACUUUGUAGUGAAGUUUCUACCAACAUGGUUGGCUCCAAACCUCAUUACAUUUACAGGCUUUAUGUUCCUUGUGUUGAAUUUCCUUAUGUUGGCCUUCUACGACUGUGACUUCACUGCCUCUGCUGCAGGACAUGAACACGUGCCUAGUUGGGUCUGGGUUGCUGCAGGGUUCUUCAACUUUUUGGCCUAUACACUCGAUGGUGUUGACGGUAAACAGGCACGUCGCACCAACUCCUCCACACCACUAGGGGAGCUGUUUGAUCAUGGCCUAGACAGUUGGGCCUGCAUCUUCUUUGUGGCCACCGUCUACUCCAUAUUUGGGCGUGGAGAAAGUGGUGUGGGUGUGGCCACACUGUAUUACAUCCUGUGGGUGGUGCUGUUCUCAUUCAUUCUAUCUCACUGGGAGAAAUAUAACACUGGCAUCUUGUUUCUGCCCUGGGGAUAUGACAUCAGCCAAGUGACAAUUUCACUUGUUUACUUGGUCACGGCUGUGGUCGGCGUAGAAACAUGGUACCAGCCAAUCUUGUGGAGCUUCCUCUAUAGAGACCUUUUCACCUUUAUGAUAAUCGCCUGUUCCUUUACUGUGACCGUACCCAUGAGCCUCUACAAUGUCCUCAAAGGUCACCGCAGUAACACUCUGAAGCACAGCAACCUGUACGAAGCCUUCCUGCCCUUCUUGUCUCCCGUCCUCCUCUUUGUCUUGUCCACUAUUUGGGUGGUCUUCUCUCCAUCCAACAUCCUCGAGUUGCAGCCCAGGAUCUUCUACCUCAUGGUGGGGACAGCCUUCGCUAAUGUUACGUGUAAGCUGAUUGUCUGUCAGAUGAGUAACACACGUUGCCAGGCGCUGAGCUGGCUGUUGGUGCCCAUGACGCCAGUGGUGUUGUCGGCGGUAACUGGGGUGGUUGCCAACGAACUCCUACUGCUAUAUCUGUGGACAGCCGCUGUCAUACUAGCACACAUCCACUACGGUGUUUCAGUGGUACAACAGCUCAGCAACCACUUCAGCAUCUUGGCCUUCUCCCUGAAGAAGCCUAACAGUGACUGACAGGAGGAGGAGCGGAUUGGCUUGAAAGAAGCUGAGGUUUAAGCUCCUCCUCUCCUCGGCUUAUCGACACUUCAUUCUCUUCACCACGGAAACCGCAUCCCCUCCCCUCCAUCUAUGAGGACACUGCAAGUGGAAUGGACUGUCUUUCCACUGUCCCCAAACACACACACACACACAUACACUCACUGACUGACACAUUACCAACCAAACUGGUGUUUGCGAUGGGGCGGGCCCAGGGGCUCUGGCUUCCGUCAUCGGUGAUUGGUUAACUUGGUUGAUCCAAUGAGGUGCAAUUGUUUCCUACGGAAAUGUGCUUCAGUCAUGAGGACAGAAGCCACGCGAACACAAAAAUACAUAUACAUACAUUAUUCUGCUUUAGUGCAGAUCAUUUAUAUCUCUCGUGGCAGGUAUUUCCAAUACGAACACAGCCAAACUCAAACACACUUAAACAGUUGACUCGCAUAGUAUUAUGAUUGUAUAAUAUGCCUUUGGGACACAACAUUUACGUUUUAUUAUAUUAACAGGAAUGCCUCAAAUAGUGUUUCAAACCCGACUGAACCUCCUGAAUUGUCUUUUCACAACUGUCAAGAGUUUAACGGUUCAGUUCCCUUUUUAUCACAGGAUGAUUUUCAAUUGGAAAUCCCAGUGAUCAUAUGGUAAUGGCAUAUAUAUAUAUGUAUAUGUAUAUGUAUAUGUAUAUAUAUAUAUAUAUAUAUAUAUAUAUAUAUAUAUAUUUAAAAAAAAAUAUGAAUAAAGGGGGGUUGGGGCAUUUUAUUUCCAAAAUGAAAGAAAUGAUGAUUAAUCCUGUAAAACAUUGUAUACAUUUCUCAUCUAAUUAAUUCCACAUUCUGCUCUGUGAUGACUUGUUUUGGGUAAACACAGUUGGAUUAUGACUAACCAAGGGAAGAAAUGACCAGGGUGACCUCUGACCUUUUUGAAUUCUUCUAACCCUCAACUUGGACCUCUCUGUGCCCGGCUCACCCUACCUUCUACGGUGUCGUGUCUUCAUGCUGAUCCGUUCUGUUAUUUUAAAACAAUUUUUAUAUACACACAUAUAUAUAUAUAUAUAUGGUAGUAUUUUGUUGAUCUGUUGCAGUGGUUUGUGGUUUAGUUGCGCAGCACUUGAAUGAUGAGUGUGUUCAAAAACCGCUAACGGAGCGGACUCACUCUGAGGGAACGAGCCAUCGCACAGGACACCGCUACUGCCACAACACCGCCGGGCGUCACACUGCUCACACAGAUAGCAUCACACUUUUUAUUCUGUCGGAUCAUUUUUUAUUUUUCAUUCUGUUAAGCACUGUUUAUCUGUGUGAUUUCAAAAGAUGUUCCCGUGGUUCAAGUGUAUAUUGAGGAGUGGUUGCAGACUGGACUCAGUUUCCUAACCAAACUGGUUUUCACUGGCAGGCCAAAUCCGAUUGGACAGGGCUUACCGUUUAUCCGUGUCACCUGUCAUUGCAAAGAUCUAUCAUUUUCUUCACAAUACAACAUGGAUUGUUUGUAGUUCAGAGGCAAUGCUUUCUUUUGUGUGUACCUGGCCCUUUGGUUGAAAAGUGACGUGUUGUCUAUCUACAAGGACUUUCCCAGAUCUCCAGUAUCUGCUGACAUACGAUAGUAAAGCCCCAGCGACACUCCAUAGUGUUUCUCCAAUUUGUCUUUGUCACCAAUAUUUUUUAAACGUGGUUUUCAACUAAACUGGACAAUCUUAGCUCACAAAGUCUGUCAGCUAAACCAUCAGCCCAAUGUCCUGGUCUCAAAGUUUAGUGGAAGUGUUCAAACAAACAGCAAUAAGGACUGUUGGAAUGCCUUUGUCCUUGCCUUGUGAACGGCUAUCCAAGUGUGAAUGUGAAGUCACACUAAGAAUCAUCUCGUAGACAGGAAUUGUGACGAUACUCUGAUUAUGAGGUACAAAAAAAAUACAAGAUAUACUGGGAAAGAGAAAUAUAUAAAUGCACUUGGAGCUCAUAAUUCUACAUUUGUACCAGUUGCAGAUGUUCGGUACUUUGUUUUUUUCGAUCGUAGUGUUGUAGUGUCUCUGUAAUGCUAUCAUGACUGGGGGAUCUAACUACUGCCAUCAUACCCAGUAAAGUAGCCCACGUUGGUUUGCAGCACCUCUGCUCUGCAACAGGGGAAUAUUUAUUUGCAGUCAUAAGCACAUAAUAUCAGUUGAAAUUUGAUUUACCCCACACCUGUGACUUUGGACACCCUAGAUUUGAGUGGCAUCAGAACAACUGACUGAUUUUUCUGGUGCAUACUUGCACUAUCUGGGUAUGCACAGAUCCAUGUGUACAAGUCUGUUACUGUUUGGGAGUAUACUCUGUGCGGAUAUCUGUAUUUAAAACUAAUAUUGUUAUCUGGUAGACCAAUGUCUCCAAACACAGGGCAGCUCAUAACCCAGCAAAGAAAGAAAAAAACCCGUCUCAGUUGCAGUUCCUAGUUCCUCUUAACAUUUCCCAUCUCUGCUGCUCUACUGGCUGAUUUGGAUUUGGCCCUUUUCCUGGGAGAGUUUGUGGAGGGGACGCGCUCUGGGUGUGAGGGCCUUCAUCCUAGGCUGAAAACACUACAAAUAAUGCAAUAAUAGAAAAAUGUUAGCUGGGUGAGAAAACGUGCCAUUGAACAAAACAAAUGAAAAUUAGCAAAAAUAGAAGAUCAAACGAAAAAAACUAAACUGAAACGAUCAUCCAAUUGACAGGUAAAUUAUGUUAGCUGAAAUAAAAGUAAAUUUAGAGCAACUUUUCUGGUGUGCUCCACUGGAUCAAUGGACCAAACUGUUCAAAUUGUGACUGUUGUUGUUGGCUUAGGUGUGGCUACUUGUGAUGUUGUAUUUAACAUGUGAAAGAGGACGGUCCAGAAACUAAUAAAAGUGAAUUAUCUUUAACCAGA